Messenger RNA from Acaulospora colombiana, 1119 nucleotides. Lineage: Eukaryota; Fungi; Glomeromycota; Glomeromycetes; Diversisporales; Acaulosporaceae. The record is from the annotation of a GenBank genome assembly.
AUGCUACUUCUCGAUCACUUUGGAGCAACCUGGUUAUUCACGUCAGAUAUCUCGUUAAAGGACGACUACUAUUCUACUGACGACAAUCUUGAGGAUUUUAAAUUUGCUGCUCUAGUAGUACAAUUAGCAUGCGUUGAAAUUCGAUUAAUGUUAGAUGAGGUUUCCGAUAAAUUAGAGAAAAAAGAUUUUAGUUCCGUUGAACGUCACGAAACUAUGUUACCGGCAUGUUACACCAUUUUGGAGAAAUCGAUAGAAUAUUUAUCGCAAGUUGAACGCCUGUUGGAUUUUGAUGACAAAAAGGAUUCCGCGGAUCUUACUAAACUCAAGUUGGAUCCGGAAUUAUUAUUACGCUUGAGGAGCACGAUGAUUGAAACAUUUAGAAUUAUUAUGGAAUACUUGUUGAAUGUCAAAGAUGUUAUGAGCUCAAUCGAAUCGAUUUUGGAGGAUAAAAUGUUGAUGGCGAGUAUUCGUGUCCUUUCUGUCUGGCUUGCUGAAGAAGGAUCUCUUGAAAAAGAGGCCGUUGCAGUGAUCCCUUUUUUGAUUGAUAUGUGCCGCCGUAGUUUUGAAGCUCGUUCGGAGGUGAACCUCAUCAAGAUGCUGACACCAGCUUUCUUGAAUCUCUCAUCACAGGAUCAACCGCGCUCAACUUUUUACUUCCAUGGGGGACACCUUUUGAUGAUUGACUAUAUAGUUGAAUUUUGGGGACAUACUAAAGUCAAGGGCUAUAUAACAAAUGUGAUGGUCGAUAAUUUAUUAGGUCCAUUUCAAGUGUUAAUAAAUAUUGUAGUCUCGGAUAAAGAAGAAUUGGUUACGCGGAAUGAAAAAGAACUCAUAUCAGUUAUCAAUAUCGGACACCAAAUAUUGAGGGUCCUAGCUCAAAAGUUAAGAUCAGAAGGUUACCCUUCUUCACAAGAAAAUCAGUCAAUACUUUUAGCAAAUGUUUUGCUGUUAUGCCUUCUUAUCAUAUCUGGAAUAUCACCCUCUUCUGAUUUACUUGAAAAGGAGAUGGUUUUUAGCUUCAUAGAUAUGGCUACGGCUUAUUAUCUGGAUCAAAAUAAGUUGUUUUCUCAGGAUAGCUCUCGGGAGCAUUUAAAAGAGUUGACCUUUUUGGGCCAACAG